GUAUUUUGUUUCCUGCUAGCUUAAGGGGUGGGGCUCAGGGUCUCCAUGGAGACAGCUUCUACCCGCCAGACUAGCUUGGAGGAGAACGGCUGGCCUGAUGGACGCCGACAGCCUCUUGUUGUCUCUGGAGUUGGCGUCUGGCAGUGGGCAGGGACUCAGCCCUGACCGUCGGGCCUCACUGCUCACGUCCCUUAUGCUGGUGAAGCGCGAUUACCGCUUCGCGAGGGUCCUUUUCUGGGGCCGCAUCCUUGGCCUUGUGGCGGAUUACUACAUCGCACAGGGCUUGAGUGAGGACCAGCUCGCACCACGCAAGACGCUCUACAGCCUGAACUGCACAGAGUGGAGUCUCUUGCCCCCUGCCACAGAGGAGAUGGCCAUGCAGAUAUCUGUGGUGAGUGGCCGUUUCAUGGGCGACCCUUCACACGAGUAUGAACACACAGAGUUGCAGAAGGUUAACGAAGGAGAGAAGGUCUUUGAUGAAGAAGUGGUGGUCCAGAUCAAGGAAGAGACUCGCUUGGUGUCCAUCAUUGACCAGAUUGACAAGGCUGUAGCUAUCAUCCCUCGAGGUGCCCUCUUCAAGACCCCUUUUGGAGUCACCCAUGUCAAUCGGACCUUUGAAGGCCUGCCCCUGUCCGAGGUCAGGAAGCUUAGCUCGUACUUCCACUUCAGGGAGGCUAUUGAUCUGAAGAACAAGACCUUGCUGGAGAAGUCGGACUUGGAGCCCUCGCUGGAUUUCCUGGACUCCCUGGAAUAUGACAUCCCCAGAGUUUACCCAUGUUGCUGGGCUUGGGCUACUCAUUUCAGCCUCUGCUUCCCAUCUCCUCGAAGUAAGAGGUGAGCAGACAUGCUGGUCUGAGGGGCCCCAUGCCACCAUGCUGUUGGUUGAAUCGAUAGAUAUCUGGAUACAGUGGGGUUAGGGAUAGACCCUAGGCUGUUUUCUCCAGGCUAGCGCCUGAGUGAGGGACGCUGCAAGCCAGCCUCCCUGGGUGGGCAAUCAGAGCUUGGUCUUGCUUAUCUCACAGAGGCUGUGUAGCUGUGGGCUCCAAGGGCAAUGAGGGAUUAGGUCUCUGUAGAAAGCUGUCCAAAUGAUGUUCUGGGCCCCAGUAAUGGGACUUAAGGCUAGAGAACUGUAUAUUUCUGGGUCUUUUUGUUGCCAAGGAUAAAACACAGGGCCUGGGACACUGUUCUGUAACAUUCUAUCCUUGUCUCCCCUCAAGCAAUGUUUCCUGGAGACUUGUGACCAAGAAAGCCACCAGGGUUCUCAGGUGCCCAAAGAACAGCUGUUGGCUAGGUGUCGUACCAACCGGGGCCUGUUUCACUUGAUGUUUUGAUUCCUUGGCGGUGGCACUGGGGCCUAGAGCAAGCGAUAGGCCCAUGGUGUGGCCUUCACCCCAUUGUUCUGUGCAUGGCUCAGUCAGGACCAGGGGCAGAGGACCUCCAUGCUUCCAGAAAGCUCUGGUUUUGACCUGGGCAGGCAGCUAGCUACACGGGGAUAGGCUUCUCUGAUGCAGGGUGGCCUCUGGAGGGUGGAAACUGACUGAAUCGUGAGGCUGCUGGGUGUGGAGUGACCAGGGUGGGCCAUGGUUGGAGGUAGGCUGCGGGAAGCUUGAGUGGUGGGAGCCAGCACCGGGGCUGAGCUGGCAACUGAUGAAGGCUCCAGAUCAGCCCUCUGAGCAUAACUGGUUGGUCCUGUACCAAAACCUUCAAAAGUUAUUUGCCUUCCUGGCAGGGCCCAGAGCAGGGCUGUGGCUGGUUUGGGGGAGAGGCCUCUGUGCGCAGGGGAAUAGAAGCCCAGAUCUGCAUCCAGAGGCGAUUUUCCCAGGCUCCUUCCUCCCACACAGCGGCUCCCUCCCUUGGAGCUGGAUCAGGCCCUUCCAGCCAAGUCAUCCUGGCUGCACAGCCUAGCCUGGUCUGAGCUGCCUGGCGUCUUGAGUAGCAUGGGGCAGACUCAGCAGCCGAGGUCUCCUCCUACCAGGCAUGACUCCACCCAUCAGCAGUUGGGCAGACCACUGAGGUGGAGGCCUGAAAUGGCCCAACUUCAGCUUGAGCCCCUGGUUGUCUCAUCGAUCUUAGGGCAGAGGCCCAAGGUCAGUGAUUUACCCUGAAGCAAGGAAAGGGAGCCACACCAUCUGUGGGUCCCUGAAGUCACCUCUACACUUGCUCCCUUCCCUGUGUCAUGAGCAAGUGACUGUGACCAUCAGGAGCACAGCAACUUUCUCAGUGGCACCUCAGUGCCAGGCCUCAAUUGUCCCUCCC
Molecule: messenger RNA, 2256 nt
Organism: Mus musculus (house mouse)
Lineage: Eukaryota; Metazoa; Chordata; Mammalia; Rodentia; Muridae
Gene: Rsph9
Product: radial spoke head 9 homolog (Chlamydomonas)
Exons: 5
Coding region: 98-838 (246 amino acids)
Biological process (GO): axoneme assembly; cilium movement
Cellular component (GO): extracellular region; 9+2 motile cilium; axoneme
Source: RefSeq, a predicted model, not a curated record